Messenger RNA from Camelina sativa (false flax), 982 nucleotides. RefSeq lists its product as uncharacterized. The record is from RefSeq and is a predicted model, not a curated record. Lineage: Eukaryota; Viridiplantae; Streptophyta; Magnoliopsida; Brassicales; Brassicaceae.
UCAACGACCAUCAAGAGUUACGUCUCCUCCCCGCAUAUAAAGUAAACCUUAAUCCUAUCUUCAAUGCAAUGUAUACACCAAAGAAAAGAAAAAAAAUUGACGAUAAAAAUUAAAAAGUUCGAUGAACAACUUUAGAGAAGACCAGUGGUUACAACACUAUGAACAACAGCAAAUUCAAGAGAUUACUCCGUGCUUCAACGCCACUAACAUGGCGUCAUCAUCAGGAUCGUUCCUUGGAGAGAGUGCAGCGGCACAAGAAGCUGCGGGAAGGAGAUCUAGGGCUUCGAGGAGAGCCAUACCAACGACCCUCCUAAACGCUAACCCUAGCAAUUUUCGAGCCUUGGUUCAGAAAUUUACCGGACGUUCUUCGGGAGGUGAAUCCAACCGCAGAAAUGGUCCAGUGACUCUGGAUUUCCGAUCUCCAACUACAAUCUCUAGAGAAACUAUCUUUCCGGUCGCCCACGAUAGGAGUAAUUUCGAUCAUGAUAACGUGCUUAACCAACACGUAAGUAACGAGCAGCAUCACGUGACUUGGUCAGGUACAGAAUCAGCGAUGUCGUACCAGCUAGGAGAGGAAACUAAUUCGGCGGUUCAUGGAAGCGGGUACGAUGAUCAAGACCAUUAUCAUGAUCUUCCGAGGGAAUAUUCCGGGAAUAGUAGUUAUGAUGAUAGUAUGGAUCACAUGGAUUAUUAUCAUGAUUUCCAACGUGAGACGGCAACGUUGGAGGAGUUCAUGAUGAGAGAUCUUGACUUAUAAUAUAGCUUGCUUUUUUUAGUCAUUAGAUAUUAAAGAUGAUUAUUAUGAAUGUUACUUAGGGGAAGAAUAAGUGUUUUGGAAAUAUGGCUUUACAAUUCCAGUGAGCAUUUUCUAAUAAUAUUUGUUGAAUAAAAUAAUAUAUGUUUUAUUAUUAGAUUAUGUAAAAUUUUGUACGAAUCACUUGACUCAAUUAUCUGGUUGAAUACUUAUAAUACUGAUUUAGUA